Molecule: messenger RNA, 1750 nt
Organism: Polistes canadensis
Lineage: Eukaryota; Metazoa; Arthropoda; Insecta; Hymenoptera; Vespidae
Exons: 4
Coding region: 791-1300 (169 amino acids)
Source: RefSeq, a predicted model, not a curated record
UGUGAACACGAGAUAAAACCAUUAAAUUUUUAUUUGGAAAUUACUUUUUUCGAAUUAAUCUAUUAUUCAUUGAAUGGUUGUUAUGAUUUAAAAAUAAUUAAUCAAUGUUUCAUUCGACAGAUAGUGUUUUAAUUGAUGAAAAAAAAUUUUUUAAAUUUGUUGAUACAUUAUUUCAUUGUUAUGAUGCAAGUAAGAAAGUGUACAGAUUUAUAACACUUUACUUCGAGAGUUAAUAUUUCGAUUAAUGUAUUAAUAUGUUUCUGUAUCGUCUUUGGGUAACAUUUACUCUAGAUGAAUGAUGAGUCGAUCAUGUAUACUGGUGUGUGCGCUGCCGCACCGGAUCGAUUUAGAAUGUACAAAUUGUAGAGAACCUAAUUUUCAAAUAAUCGAAAGUAUGUGAAUGAUUUUAAUAGAGAAGGUUUGAAAUGUUAGGAGCGUACAGUUUGCGAAUUCGGUUAAACUGUCGGUAUUAAAAAUAAAACUUAAUGAAACAAAUAAAUUAUUAAAAGGAAGAAUGUACGUUUGGUUUUGGUUUAAUGAGCGUGUCGUCAGGCGAAUAUUAGGGUUUCUCUAACAGAGUUUUAACAUAAUUGAAAAUGCGACAGAAUUUAAUAAUGUCAAUAUCUGGAGCAUAUUUUGACUAAUCUAAAGAAUUAGUAGCAAUGAAUUGGGAAGUGUAUCAUCGAUCAAUACUAUAAAGUGCUUCUAAUUGAAUUAAUAAUCGAAAGAGAUUUAUUAAAAAGAUACCUGGGAACAUGUUCUUCUUAUAUACAGGGUGACUCACUUAUACAUGCCUAUCGACAGAAAUAAUGUAACCAAUGCUGGGAACAACCAAUUAAUAUUGUCUAAUACAGUUGCAAGCGGUACAAACAGAAGUAUUUUAGAUUUAUCUGAAUUAAGUGAUGCUGAUCUCGCAGGUUAUAGAUUACGUUGCGCAGUUUGGAUUACAUUUGUAUUGGCAACAGGAUUUGUCGUGGCAGCAAAAUUAUCUUUUGGUCAUGAGGGCCUAGGUUUGGAAAUAUUUGUAUUUUGUGGUCUAUUGACGCUUCUGCUACUUAUAUGUCUGUGUAUCAUUCUUUGUGGUCGUAAUCCCGAGAAUAAUAGUCGUCAAGAAAAUCGUAUUCAAGAGAAUCAGAUUACAUCGUUAACUAAUGCGAGUUUAUCUACUACUGAAAAUUUAAGACCUAUACCACUUAUCAGGCAACAUCCACCACCGCCUUACCAUAUAGCUAUUUUAAUUCCACCACCAGAUUCUUCAGAUGAAGCUGCUCCACCUUCAUAUGACAAAGUUUUCCAAUGAAAAUGUUUCGAUUCUUACUUAAUUUUUAAUAUUUUCUGCAAUAGUUUUAUAUCAUAAAAAAAGACAAAGUACAAUAACAUAUACAGUUUAAGUCCAAAUAUGUACUUUCUCUGCUAUAAAACAAAUACAUUUAUAUAGGGUUUUUACAGAUAUUAAACCAUCUUAUCUCUCUCUCUCUUUCUCUACAUUAAUAAAGAAUAAAUUAUAUUAAUAAUUGGAUAAAUUUCACAUCUGUGAUACAAACAUAGUGAUGCAAUGAAGAUACCAAACUUGAUAAUAUAUAUCUGAUGACUUAAAAAAUUAUAUAUUAAGUUUUUAGUAGAGAUAUUUCAAGAAAUAAUUAAACAAAAUAUAAACGAUGUUCGCGAUAGUUUGCAUUUAAUGUGGAAAAAAAAUAUGUAUUCUAAUUUUUUAUAUUUCAAUAUACAAUGGUGUGAUAUAUAUAGAAUU